AUGUCUUUUUAUAACAACACCUCUCACAAUCAGAACAACAAUAAUUAUUAUCCACAAUCAAAUCAUGGAAAUUCCAAUGGGUAUCCGUAUGGUGGUAGUAGCAAUAGUAAUAAUAUAGUUAAUAAUGACGGGUACGAUGGUCGAACUUUUCCAACAUCGAAUACCAAUAAUGGAUAUUCCAACAAUACCAAUAGAUAUGAUGAUAUGGCUUCUGGGUAUUCAAAUUAUACUAAUGAUGCAUACCCUCCUUACAAAACAAGUCCGCCAAAUCCUUACUCUACUCCAUUUGAUGAUCCUCCACAAUCUUCUUACCCUCCUGCACCAAUAACAAUGAAUAGGAGCCUCACUCAGUAUGGUCCAAAAAGUCCAGUGUAUCCUCCGCCAAGGUCAUCAACCUUCCCUCAAUUACCAUCCAACAGUAAUCCAAUCAAUAAUCAAUCUCCAGUCGUAGUCUCAAAGCCGUUGUAUGAUAAGAGUGAUCCGAAUGCGCCACGUCCUCCUUCUCAGUAUGGCGUGAAACAAGAAUCAUUUUAUGAUAAAGAAUAUGGUAAUGCAGGCAACGGAAAUUACAAAGAAAAGCCGAAAUAUGGUGGAUUUAUGGGUACCUUUUGUUGUUGUUUUCCGGGUGGAGGCUGUGGAAAAAUGUGUGCGAUUCUUUGUUGUCUAGCGGUCUUGGCGGUGAUUAUUGUAGCUAUUGUUGUUCUGCUUUGGGCAAAGCCUCCAAAUGUUGAGUUCUUGGGAAUCACUGAUUCACCGAAUAAUUUGCCUGAAUAUACUAUGACGGCAAAUGGAUUUGAUUUUAAUUUUGGAUUGAAUAUUUCUGUUGAUAAUCCAAAUAUGGUUGGUGCUGAUUUCAAAUCCAUCAAAGCAACGGCGUUUUAUCCUAAUCAUACUACUCCGAUUGGAGGUGGUAAUUUGACAGAUGUUCAUAUUGCGGCAAAAGCAAACACUACAAUCGACUUUCCUUUCUCGAUAAAUUAUGAUUCAUCACAGGAUCCUGGACUGACGAUUGUACAAGACAUUUUAUCGAAAUGCGGGAUUUUUGGUGGUCAAAAACAAAAAAUAACGAUUGACUACACGCUGGUGGUUAGUUUAAAGGUACUUGCCACUACUGUGAGUCCGAGUUUUAGUAAAUCUGCGGAUUUUGAUUGUCCUAUAAAGAAUAAUCAAUUACCAAAUAUAGCGGGAUUGAAUAUAAACAAUGCGAUUAAUACUGCUGCUAGCGUUUUUAUUCACAUAUACACGAUAGAUAAUUCGACAUUUUAUUUCUCAUCAUCAUAG
Ambispora leptoticha is the source of this 1281-nucleotide messenger RNA. The record is from the annotation of a GenBank genome assembly. NCBI's taxonomy places the organism in Eukaryota, Fungi, Glomeromycota, Glomeromycetes, Archaeosporales, Ambisporaceae.